Trypanosoma grayi is the source of this 246-nucleotide messenger RNA. RefSeq lists its product as hypothetical. NCBI's taxonomy places the organism in Eukaryota, Euglenozoa, Kinetoplastea, Trypanosomatida, Trypanosomatidae. The transcript has a single exon. The record is from RefSeq and is a predicted model, not a curated record. The coding region runs from base 1 to 246 and encodes 81 amino acids.
AUGAAUCAAGCCAUGGAUGCGAAGGCCGCAGCGGAUGCUUGUAUUCACUCCCAAGUGAAGUUCCAGAAUGUGCCCGCAGUAGUAAAGGUGCAGGAGGAGCCGAAGGGACCCGCACGCAGUCCUGUCCCUGCUUCUUCUUCCUCUGCUCAUUUUGUUAAUGGUACUGAACCUGCACGGCUUAAGGCGGAAGGCCCGGAAGACGGAUGCGCCGACAGCCCGUGCGGAGUGGCCUCUGUCUCCGAGUAA